Messenger RNA from Diatraea saccharalis (sugarcane borer), 991 nucleotides. The record is from the annotation of a GenBank genome assembly. Lineage: Eukaryota; Metazoa; Arthropoda; Insecta; Lepidoptera; Crambidae.
UUAAAGAUUUUUGCGAUUACAAAGAUUAGAGGCGCCUUAAAGAAAAACUUGCUGGAAAAAGAACGAACGAACAGUAUUACAAUAAAUUAAAGCAACUGUAAUUAAUUGAAAACCUAGCCAAUAAUUAAUAUUUACUAUGUCUCAAUCGGUUGACAGCAAGAAAAUCAUUGAAUUUUUAGAACUUGUAGGCCGUCUCAAGCAUGUGAAGAGAACAGGUUGGGUAAUAUGUGAUAUCGACGAAUGUGAAUCUAUAGCUGGCCAUAUGUAUCGAAUGGGUUUGAUGACUUUCCUUCUCACUGAAGAAAAUAAUCCUACUGAUUUAGAUCGUUUGAAGUGCCUACAAAUCGCUUUGAUCCAUGAUUUAGCAGAAUGCAUAGUCGGUGAUCUCACACCCCAUUGUGGUGUGACUCCAGAAGAAAAACAUCGCAGAGAAAAUGAGGCUAUGAAAAAAAUAGCAGAACUCACUGGCAUAGCUGGUGAUAGGAUGUAUGAUCUUUAUCAGGAGUAUGAAAAACAAAGCUCACCAGAAGCAGUAUUCGCAAAAGACUUGGAUAGGUAUGAUAUGAUACUACAAGCAUUUGAAUAUGAGAAACGUGAGAACAAACCAAGAAAGCUACAGGAAUUUUUCACAGCUACUGAAGGGAAAUUCCAACAUCCAUUUAUUCAAAACUUAGUCAAAGAGUUGUAUAGUCAGAGAGAUGACUUUGAAAAAAAUAGAUUAUUGAACGGUAAUGCAUAGUUCUUAGUAGAAUACAUGUCAUAUUAAAGAAUAAUGCUUUAAAAAUAUACUGAAUGAUUUUUAAAUAAUUGAGGUAAUUAUAAUGUAUGUAAUACACACAAAAUAACCAAUUAUUUUUCAUAAGUUAAUUGUACUGUUACUUUCUGUUAAAUAUUUUGUUAUUUAAUAACUUAAACUAUUACAAUUCGAAUGACAUAGUUGUAGGAAAAUAAAAGUUUAGUUGAAUGCCUGAUUACUGUGAAAGAUAUUUAC